AUGGUGAGAUUUUUGCAAGAUUCAAAGGACAAUGCGACCGAUACUCCGGCGCUGAACAAUAUUCCCGUCAGUGCUUUGCUCGCACUGAUCAACGCUAGUAAUGUGACCAUCGUCGAAGGAGACGUUGUCCCUGUCGCUGACGAAGAGGAAGACGAGCAUGUUUACACCGCGAAGAGCGCAGCGGAAGUGCAGGAGAUGUUUCAACUGGACAUGGAAGCUAUCAAAGCUGGUCGCAACGCCGCUCUGAACUGGCACAAUGACAAGCGCAACCUUCACGAAGGGACUGGCCCUAUGACACUGAACAAGCAUGCAAGCAGAAAGGCGCAAGCUUGGGCGGAUAAAAUUGCAGCUGGCGAGGAGUUUGGUUACGAUCCCGAAAAUACACUUUGCGGAGAAAACGUCGUCUUGAUCCACAUCAAUAACGACCUGGACUACAUGACCAUGAACGAUUUCGAAAAUACUGGAGAGGAAUGCGGGACAGCCUAUUGGUAG
This is a messenger RNA of Oikopleura dioica, 492 nucleotides long. The record is from the annotation of a GenBank genome assembly. Lineage: Eukaryota; Metazoa; Chordata; Appendicularia; Copelata; Oikopleuridae.